Nicotiana attenuata is the source of this 639-nucleotide messenger RNA. RefSeq lists its product as uncharacterized. The coding region runs from base 208 to 468 and encodes 86 amino acids. The transcript has a single exon. Lineage: Eukaryota; Viridiplantae; Streptophyta; Magnoliopsida; Solanales; Solanaceae. The record is from RefSeq and is a predicted model, not a curated record.
AGCCCAUAGUAGCUAAAAGACCACUGAUUUAUCACUCCUUAGUUUUCUCCCCUUAACUCCUUAGUCCCAAACUCUAAAUAUCAUUUCCAGUACUCUCAAAUCUACUACUAGGGACUAGCAAUCCAAAAUUUCAGAAAAGCAAAAGCAAGAUUUCAUAUAUCAAAACUCAAGUAGAAAAAAGAGUUUUUAGAAAGAAAACCAAAUAGCAUGAGUUCAAGCAGGAGAGCAUGGAUAGUAGCAGCCAGUGUUGGAGCAGUGGAAGCUUUAAAAGAUCAAGGUUUCUGUAGAUGGAAUUACCCUUUGAGGUCCUUUGCUCAGCACGCAAAGAAUAAUAUGAGAUCUUACUCUCAAGCUAAGAAGUUUUCUUCUACUUCUUCCUCGUCAUUGAUUGCAAGAAGCGAGAAGGCAAAGCAAUCUGAAGAGUCUUUGAGGAAAGUUAUGUACUUGAGCUAUUGGGGUCCUAACUGAUCGUCAUUUUUACAGAGACCUGAAGAUUUUCAAGUUGAAAAAGGAAAAAAAAAAAAAGGAAUAUGAUGUAGAAAAUGACUGUAAAUAGAAUAUAAAGGCAUGCGACCUUACGAUUAUAUGUAAAUUAUCUAUGAAUUACUAUGAAAAUUUUGAUGUCUUUAUGUUUUGAUG